Plasmodium falciparum 3D7 is the source of this 4005-nucleotide messenger RNA. RefSeq lists its product as uncharacterized. NCBI's taxonomy places the organism in Eukaryota, Apicomplexa, Aconoidasida, Haemosporida, Plasmodiidae. The record is from RefSeq and is a predicted model, not a curated record.
AUGAAAAAUAUGAAUGAUGAGAAUGGUAGUACUAUAGAGGGAGAUCCUAAUACUGAAAAGGCAAAGAAUAAAAAUAAUAAUAAUAAUGAUGAUAUUAAUGAAAACAUUAUAGAUGAUGAAAAAAAAAAAAAAGAACAACAACAAGAUGAUGAAGAAGAUGAAGAAGAUGAUGAAGAUGAUGAUGAAGAAGAUGAUGCUGAUAAUGAUUUGUGUGAUCAAAAUGUUUUAAUAAUAGGUGAUGAAAAUUUAUCUUUUUCAAAUUAUAUAAUCGAGGCAUAUGCAUCAUCUAAUAUAUACAUAGCAAGCACGCUAACGGAAUUUCAGGUGAACUUAUUGUUGAAAGAUCUAGAAAAAAAAAAAGUAAACAAGUGCUUACAUGAAAAAAGAGAAAUAGAUGAUGUGUCAACAAAUUAUGGUCCCUUUGAUUUUACAAGGAAAUUUAAAGAAAGGCAUGUAAGCAAAAAUGUGCAUAUUAUAUUUAAUGUCAACUUAUUUAACUUAAAGUCGUAUUUCCCAAAGAACUUUUUUAAGGCCGUUUUUUUGAUACUUCCCGGCCUGAGUUUUAAUAUUAACGAUAUUCAACUAAAAUAUAAUGACAAAGUAACGACCUUAAGAAUAUAUUAUUUUCUAAUUCUUGUAACUCUGGAGAUUACCUACAUAAGUAUGAAAAAUUCAAAUAUUCAUUUAUUCUGGACUAGCGAAAAAUUAAAAAACUUUGUAGAAAAUGAGGAAGAGGAAGAAAAUAAUAAAAAUGAACCAGAUGAUACGAAUGAUUUAACACAAAAUGAUAUAUCGUUAAACGAUAAUGAAAUUUAUUCACAUGGUAAUGAUGGAUUUAAAAAGGAAAGUAUACAUGAUACGAUUAAUUCGCUCAAGAAUUUAAUGUUCAAUAAUGUGGAGCAUGAUCAUGAUGAUAAUAUGGAUAGUAAUGCAGAUCAUAAUAUGGAUAGUAAUGCAGAUCAUAACAUGGAUAGUAAUGCAGAUCAUAACAUGGAUAGUAAUGCAGAUCAUAACAUGGAUAGUAAUGAAGAUCAUAACAUGGAUAGUAAUACAGAUCAUAAUAUAGAUAGUAAUACAGAUCAUAACAUGGAUAGUAAUGCAGAUCAUAACAUGGAUAGUAAUACAGAUCAUAACAUGGAUAAUGUAGAUGGCACCAUAAAUUAUGAGGAAGAUAAUAAUUUAAACGGACAAGAUGAAUACUAUGAAGAAAACGAAGAAGGAGAUUAUACAAAUGAAAAAGAUGUAAAUUUAAUAAAUUCUUCUGAUAUAAAUUUAGAAGAUAAUAAUGAGGAUAUAAGUAACCAUGAUAAAGAAAAAGAUAAUAAUAAUAAAAAAGAUGAUGAUGAUAAUAAAAAAGAUGAUGAUAAUAAAAUAGAUGAUGAUAAUAAAAUAGAUGAUGAUGAUAAUAAAAUAGAUGAUGAUAAUAAAAUAGAUGAUGAUGAUAAUAAAAUAGAUGAUGAUGAUAAUAAAAUAGAUGAUGAUGAUAAUAAAAUAGAUGAUGAUGAUAAUAAAAAAGAUGAUGAUGAUAAUAAAAAAGAUGAUGAUAAUAAAAUAGAUGAUGAUAAUAAAAAAGAUGAUGAUGAUAAUAAAAAAGAUGAUAAUAAUUAUGAUAAUAAUGAUGAAUGUGAUGAUGAUAAUAAAAAAGAUGAUAAUAAUUAUGAUAAUAACAAUUUCAUUUAUGAUGAUGAUGCCAUUAAUAAUAAUAACAAUUUCAUCUAUGAUGAUGCCAUUAAUAAUAACAAUUUCAUUUCUGAUGAUGCCAUUAAUAAUAAUAACAAUUUCAUCUAUGAUGAUGAGAGUAAUGGUGAUUAUAGUGAUGAUAACCCUGAAGAAGAAACAGAAAAGUACUCACAAGAUGAAGAGAAUAAUAUAAGAGAUAUAUUUGAAGAUAGUUACAAUAAAGAUAAUGAGAUCAAUGAAUUAUUGGACGAUGUAAAUACAUCUACUUUUGAAGAUAUAGAAAUAAUAAAAUAUAUAUAUACUAAUGAUGAUUUAAAAAAUAAAAAGAGUGGAUUAAUAAAUAUAAUACGUUUUCCAUUGUUAUAUGAAAUAAAUUUAAAAAAAUUAAUGAAGAUUUUUUGUUUUUAUGAACAUAUAAAAAAAGAAGAAAAAAUAAAUACAAUAUUCCAUAUAGAAGAUAUUAUAAAUAGUUACUAUCCAUUAGUGUAUGGGCAUCAUUUUAUGUAUAAUGAAUUUUUAAAAAAUUGUAAAUUUUUUUCUUUUGUUUUAAAAAAGAAAAAAAAAAUUACCAUACCAGAAGAAUUAGUUGUCUUGAUACCACAUAUUGAAUAUAAUUAUAAAAUAGAUUCUUAUCAUUUUUUAAAAAAAUUAUAUUAUUCUGUUUUUAACGAACCAAGAAUAUGUUAUACAUCCAUAAAUGAACAAAUAAAACAUAUAAAUCAAAUGAGAUAUAAGUUGUAUGUUCAUAAUUUAAAAACAUCGAAACAUUUUAAAAACGAAAAAAUUUCAAGUAUUCAUAAUAAUAUGAUAUCAUCUUAUUAUAUUUAUCAAAAUCAUAUAAAUAAUAUGAUAAAAAAUAAAACAACAUGUUGUAUUAAUGAUGAUUUAUGGAAAACCGUAUUGAAUCCAUUUGAUUUUUUUCAUUUGAAUAAUGAUGUAAAUGUAUUUUUUGAAUAUAAUAUUUUAACAAAUAUUUAUAAUAAAUUUGUUACAACGGUUAACACGGAUUUUAAUAAAUUGUGUGUAAAUUUUUAUAUUAAAAAAGAUUAUAAACAAUAUGAAGAAGAUAAUACAAAUGAACAUAACUCAAAAAGAAUCAUGAAAAGAAAAUUUAAUAAAAAUGGUCUUUAUAAUACCAUAGGUGAUAAUAAAAAUAAACCUCCUUUAUUACCAACACCAAAAAAUGAAUCAUAUAAACUUGUGAAUUCCAUCAAUAAUAAUCAUCGUCACAAUAUUAAUAACAUGAAUAAUCAGAGAAAUGGUAAUCGUCAUAAGAAUAACACAAAUAAUAACACACUCUUAUAUAAACAUGCCACUAAUAAUAUACAAAAUAAUUUUAAUAAAUCAUAUAGAAAUGAAAACAACAUUAGAAAUAGCAUGCACAAUAAUAAUUAUGACAAUAACACCAAAAGAGAAGACAAAAAUCAAAAAUAUGUAAAAAACGAAAACCAAAGGGAAGGCACAAGUAGAAAAAAUAAUGCAUCAUCUGUUUAUCGAAAUUAUAAUGUUUCAAAUGGGAAUGAGCAUACAAAUUUUAAUAAUAAUGUAUCUGCAUCGCACGCAAACUUUUCUUAUAAGCCCAUGAGGAAUAAUAAUAAUAAUAAUAAUAAUAAUAUGAGGGGUGAUAAUAAUAGUAUGAGGGGUGGUUAUAGUAUGAGAAAUGAUCAACGAAAUGAUCAACGAAAUGAUCAACGAAAUGAUCAACGAAAUGAUCAUAGGAAUGACCAUAGAAAUGAUCACAGAAAUGAUCACAGAAAUGAUCACAGAAAUGAUCACAGAAAUGAUCACAGAAAUGAUCAUAGAAAUGAUCAUAGAAAUGAUCAAAGAAAUGAUCAUAGAAAUAGUAUGAGGAAUGACCAUAGAAAUAGUAUGAGGAAUGACCAUAGAAAUAGUAUGAGGAAUGAUCAACGAAAUAGUAUGAUGAAUGAUCAACGAAAUAGUAUGAUGAACGAUCAACGAAAUAGUAUGAUGAACGAUCAACGAAAUGUUAAACGAAGAAGAGAAGAAUCGCAUGAAAUGAAUAGAAGAGGAGAUAUAUAUUCAAAUAAAAGAUAUGACAAAAGAGGAAGAAUAGAUUAUGAUAUGAAAUUAAAAAUGGAUGAGAAAAAAAAUGAGAAAAAUAUUAAGAAUCAUUCAGAAAUGCAGGAUCCAUAUGCAUCAACAAAAGAUACCUCUAGAAAUUUUGAUAUGAAUAAUUUUACAAUUAGUUCUGAAAGGAAAUCAUGGAAAUUACCUCCUCCACCUCCUAACAUUCCUCCAUCCUAUGAUAGGUCAUCUCAACGAAGAACGAGCAAUUUUUACAAUAAUGACGAUUCUUCAAUGUAA